Molecule: messenger RNA, 700 nt
Organism: Trifolium pratense (red clover)
Lineage: Eukaryota; Viridiplantae; Streptophyta; Magnoliopsida; Fabales; Fabaceae
Product: agamous-like MADS-box protein AGL80
Exons: 1
Coding region: 23-700 (225 amino acids)
Biological process (GO): positive regulation of transcription by RNA polymerase II
Molecular function (GO): protein dimerization activity; DNA-binding transcription factor activity, RNA polymerase II-specific; RNA polymerase II cis-regulatory region sequence-specific DNA binding
Source: RefSeq, a predicted model, not a curated record
UCAACACUAUUGUUCUUUUACCAUGACUAGAAAGAAGGUGAAACUUGCUUUCAUAGUCAAUGAUACUGCUAGAAAAGCAUCAUAUAACAAAAGGAAAAUGGGUUUUUUGAAGAAGGUUGAAGAAUUAAGCAUUCUCUGUGGAAUUGAUGCAUGUGCCAUAGUAUAUGGUCCUUACGAGCCACAACCAGAUAUUUGGCCAUCCCCUUUGGGGGUACAAAAUGUGGUCUUCAAAUUCAGAUCAAUGACUGAAUUGGAGCAUAACAAGAAGAAAUUCAAUCAAGAGGAUUACUUGAAGCAAAGAGUUUCGAAGGCCCGAGAUCAACUUAUGAAACUGAAGAGAGCUAAUAUGGAGAACGAGAUGAAAUUGUUCAUGUAUAAAUCUCUUCAAGAAAAUGAAAUCAUGUUCCAAAAUUUAUCAAUGGAGGAAUUAAAUGUUCUUUUUUGGUUGAUUGACCAAAAUUUAAAGGACAUUGGUGUAAGAAUAUUGGAAGCAAGUCAAAUCAUAUCUGCUCCAAGUCCAGGCCAACUUCAAAUGGCACCACCACCGCAGCUGGCGGCACCAACAACAACAAGGAUGGAUCAUGGUGGUCAAACUGGGAUGACACUGAAUGAUGCUGAUAUCAUUCAACGGCAGCUGGAUAUGGACUUGAUGCUGAAUGGAAAUCUUCAUGAUGAAAAUGGGCCUAAUAUGCUUCCUUGA